AUGGACGCCACGCCUGCCUACGAGAGGGCUCUCAAUGAGUCCCAGAUUCAUGAACAGCUUCCGAAUGAGAUUGCGGAACUCAUUCGCACAGCUUCUGGGACCCAGUACCUGAAUGCGCUUGCGGUUGGCGCUUCAAGGUCAGGAUGUACAGAAAAUUUCUUUUGCAUAUAUGAACCGAUUUUUGUGGACCUGGCUGCACGAUGGCUUUUGUCAGACUCUCAUCUGAACCAGAUCGAAGUUAUUUCCGCAUUUGCGCGAAUCUUACCCUUCGCGCCGUAUCUUCGACCCUUUGCAAGCCAAUAUGCCAUGUCUCGGGCUGGACCUUUGUCGGCGUUGGCUGCGUCCGACGAGCAAACACUAAUGCAGACGGAUGACGCUACGAUUCGCACCCUACUUUUAUCAAUCUUCCGACUCCUUUCAUACGACUUAGAGACCUUUUCGAAUGCCGUGUCGCCGUCCCGACUCCAGCUCCUUUUCCGACACCGAGACUCGUCCGUCCGAUACCUUGCAGUGCGAUGCUUUGCUCUAUAUGUGCGCGCAGCUGAUGCUGCCACGGAGAAGUUGGUCCGGGCAAAUAUCACCGGGGAGGCUUUUGAGGGCAUUUGGGAAGGCAUCACAAUCGAUUAUCGCUGCCUUGGCCUAUGGGAAGAACGCCGUUGGGACACCCUUGCCAAGAGGGUCGAGCUUGCGAGAUCCAAUCGUUCGAGCGUGGAAAUCCUAGUUCAGGUUGAGAGUCUACGAGAAUAUUUCACACCGCGAACUGCCGAGGUUUGCGGUGUUCUGAUUCCACGACUGAAUGACACGCUGCCCCCAUCGUCUUCAAUGGUGAAAACACCGACUGCUGUGGGAAACCUGCGGAAGGUCGCUUCAUCUUUGAACACUUCUAGUCCUUUGCUGUUGAUUGGUUUGCCAAACUCAGGGAAGACCUCACUAGUCAAUGACAUUGCGGCGACAAUGGGCCAAUCAGAAUCCAUGGUUACACUUCAUCUGAAUGAACAAACAGAUGCUAAAAGUCUUCUUGGAAUGUAUUCGACAUCCCCGACCACAGGAUCUUUUGCGUGGCAGCCGGGUGUGUUGACUAAGGCGGCAAGAGAAGGUCGCUGGAUCCUGAUUGAAGACUUUGACCGCGCUCCUUCUGAAGUCAUUGGUCUCAUCCUCCCUAUUAUAGAAAAAGGGGAAUUGACUAUCGCUAGCAGAAAGGAGCGAAUCAAGUGUGCUGAGGGAUUCAGAAUCAUUGCAACGAUGAAGUCUUCGUACAACAUCGCCGGUGAAGAGAUCGCCCCAAACACCACUAUUCUUGGGAGCCGGUUGUGGCAACGGGUGUCUAUCGAUUCCCUCUCCAUUGACGAGAUCCGCGAGGUGAUAACUCAAAAGUUUCCUCUUCUGGAGUCUCGGAUCCAGAUCAUCAUGAGCGUUUAUCAAAACCUCUGUUCCUCUUUUCACGGGAGUCUUGCGAUCAAAAGCUCCCAAGGCCGAACACCAGGUCUUCGUGACCUAAUCAAACUUUGCAGUCGACUGCACAAACGACUCCAGCGCCUAGGCGUAAAGACGGGUUACGAAGCUACCCCUGAAGGUGCCGACGAUGAAAUAUUUAUGGACUUCGUGGACAUCUUCCUCAGUUAUAUCCCCGAAAAGUCAAUGGCAGACUCCCUUGCUCUGGUCGUUGCGUCAGCCCUCCAAAUAUCGCCUCAGCGAGCGCAUUACAGCCUUCAUGAGCGAGUUCCAGCGUAUUCAGACCAGGGAAAUAGUCUUGUACUUGGAAGGGAGAUCUGCCGAAAAGUCAAGGUGCCUACUGGGUCAUUAUCCAAGAUGGCAUCUGCCUCAUCGCGCUUCGCCUCCACAAGAGCCGCUGUCAGUCUCAUGGAACAGGUGGCUGCUUCCGUACAAAUGGCAGAGCCUGUUCUUCUUGUUGGAGAGACUGGUAUUGGAAAGACAACAGUCAUCCAGCAACUGGCUACUCUUUUGCGGCAAAAGCUUACAGUAGUGAAUUUGUCACAGCAAAGUGAGAGUUCUGAUCUUCUAGGUGGUUAUAAGCCCGUGAACAUUCGUACUAUGGCUGUCCCUAUGCUUGAUGAAUUCACUUCGGUGUUCGAGUUGACUUUCUCAGCAAAGAAAAACCACAAAUUCCUCUCAUCCGUCACGAAGAGUGUUACCACAGGAAAUUGGGUGCGCUUGGUCAAUCUUUGGCAUGAAGCUGUUCGGUUAGCGGAGGGUGUUUUCAAAGCAGACAAAGGUCAAGAGAAAGAGGCCGAGGAAGGACAACCAGCCAAGAAGCGGAAACUCGAUUCACCGAAAUACCAGCAGUUGCGACAGAGAUGGGAAAGGUUCGCUGCGCAAUUGAAUGAUUUCGAAGCUCAAGUUUCCCAAGGCGAUGCCAAAUUCACGUUUGCUUUUGUCCAGGGCAAAAUCGUCAGAGCGCUGCGGAAUGGUGAAUGGGUCCUACUCGAUGAGGUCAAUUUGGCUUCGCCAGAUACUCUGGAGAACAUUGCCAGUCUUCUGCAUCAUGGUAGCGACGGCGCACCAUCCGUUUUACUUUCAGAAGCCGGUGAUGUGGAGCGGGUUUUCGGGCACCCCGAUUUCCGUAUCUUCGGUGCCAUGAACCCGGCAACAGAUGCAGGAAAGAAGGACUUGCCUCCUGGCCUUCGCUCUCGGUUUACUGAAGUAUACGUGCAUUCUCCGGACAGUGACCUUGACGAUCUACUAUCUUUGAUACAGAAGUAUCUUGGUGACCUGACAUUAGGCGAUUCCAGAAUUGUAUCGGACCUUGCACAUCUUUACAUGGAAACGAAGAAGCUUAGCAACGAGAAUAAGCUCACAGACGGAGCCGGGCAACGUCCACAUUUCAGCAUAAGAACUCUCGUCCGGGCCCUCAUCUAUGUGACCGACCAUGCACACAUUUAUGGGUUACGUCGAUCCGUUUUCGAAGGGUUCUCCAUGAGUUUCUUGACUGUUUUGAGUCAGGAAUCGGAAAGGCUUCUGGCGCCUCUACUGGAGAGACACAUAUUCACCAAUGCGAGGAAUGUUAGAGCGCUUCUUGGGCAAACCCCCAAGCCCCCCAGUGAUGGGCAUUCUUAUGUGCAAUUUAAACACUACUGGAUGCGGCAAGGGAACACCAUCCCCGAGGAACAGCCUCAUUACAUCAUUACGCCUUUCAUUGAGAAGAAUUUGAAGAAUUUGGUUAGAGCAAGCUCAACUCGCCGAUUCCCAGUUUUGUUGCAGGGUCCGACUUCUGCUGGAAAAACCAGUAUGAUUGAGUAUCUGGCAAAGGUCUCCGGCAAUAAAUUUGUUCGAAUCAACAAUCACGAACAUACAGAUCUUCAAGAAUAUCUGGGGUCAUAUGUUUCCGAUGAGGACGGAACUCUGCGUUAUCAGGAAGGUAUUAUGGUCGAAGCAUUGAGGAACGGAUACUGGAUCGUCCUAGAUGAGCUGAACUUAGCGCCAUCGGAUGUCCUGGAAGCAUUGAACAGACUUCUUGAUGACAACCGUGAACUAUUCAUACCCGAAACCCAGGAGGUGGUUCACCCGCAUCCGAAUUUCAUGCUCUUUGCGACGCAAAAUCCCGCUGGUCUCUAUGGUGGCCGGAAAGUGUUAUCCCGCGCUUUUCGCAAUCGUUUCCUCGAGCUUCACUUUGAUGACAUCCCGGAAAGUGAACUCGAAUUCAUUUUGAAGGAGCGUUCUCAGAUUGCGCCUUCAUUUUGCACUCGAAUUGUAUCCGUAUACCGGAAACUCUCCCUCCUCCGCCAAGCAAACCGACUUUUCGAACAGAAGAACAGUUUUGCCACCCUGCGUGAUCUCUUCCGAUGGGCACUCCGACGAGCAGACGACCGUGACCAAUUAGCAAUCAACGGCUUCAUGCUACUUGCGGAGCGUGUUCGGAAUCCACAAGAGCGGGCGGCUGUGAAGAGCGUGAUCGAAGAGGUCAUGAAGGUCCGUAUCGAUGAGGAUGUGGUAUAUAGUGCUUCAGAGCUAGACAAGCGUGCGCCUCUUCUUAAGACCCUUGCUCCUGGAAUUGUCUGGACGAAGGCGAUGCGAAGGUUAUUCAUCUUGGUCUCCGUUGCACUUGAAAACAACGAGCCAGUUCUACUUGUUGGAGAAACUGGUUGCGGAAAGACCCAGCUUUGCCAGGCCGUUGCUGAAGCUUACAGGAAGCAAUUGCUCAUUGUCAAUGCCCAUGUGAAUUUGGAAACCGGUGAUCUUAUAGGAGCCCAGAGACCUGUAAGAAACAGGUCCGCCAUCGAACAAGCUUUGCUGAAUGAUCUUCGGUCGAUGCUUCCUUCAGAAAAUGUGGAGUCAAGCUCAAUCGAGGAGUUAAAGCAAGCUUUCAGCGCAUUGAGCGCCGACGAGCUGCAAACGCGCGAUCCGGAGACAGUGCAACGAAUCGUGAAAAACAUUGCCCGCGUCAAUGCUCUGUUUGAAUGGUCCGAUGGAAGUUUGAUUACUGCCAUGAGAACGGGACAAUUCUUCCUUCUAGACGAGAUCUCACUGGCUGAUGAUUCGGUGCUGGAAAGAUUGAACAGUGUCUUAGAACCUCAUAGAUCGAUUCUCCUUGCAGAAAAGGGCCCGGUCGAUUCAAUGGUGGUCGCCGAUGAUGGAUUCCAGUUCCUUUCAACCAUGAACCCGGGAGGAGAUUAUGGAAAGCGUGAACUCUCAGCAGCCUUGAGAAACCGAAUGACUGAGAUAUGGGCGCCCCAACUGUCUGAAGAUGAAGACAUUCUCCCCAUUCUCCAAAUGAAACUUGAGAUGAAAUCGGAAGAUGUCCCUAAGGGCAUGUUGCAAUUUGCGAAAUGGUUCAAGUGGACAUUCCAGAACUCGACGACUGAAUCGCUUUCUAUCCGUGAUCUUCUCGGAUGGGUCGAUUUCGUCAACAAAUGCCAGACUACCGACCCUCUAUUCUCGAUCGUGCAGGGAGCGGCGAUGGUUUUCAUAGACACUAUCGGUGCGAACCCGGCAGCGAUGCUCGCAUCAACGUUGCACGAUCUUGAAGGGAAUCGACGACGAUGCCUUGUCAAGCUACGAGAGCUCUUUAAUGUGGAUGCCGAGGGCAUUUAUCUCCAGCGCUCAACCAUCGAUAUAGAGAAUGGUUCUCUACGCAUUGGCCCGUUCAUCCUGGAAAUAAACGGCCAGACAACGCCAGACCCUGAAUUCAUUAUGGACGCUCCUACCACCAUUGCCAACUCGGUUAGGAUCGCCCGUGGGUUACAAUUGCCGAAGCCCAUUCUCCUCGAAGGCAGCCCAGGUGUUGGAAAAACCACGCUUGUGACAGCUCUUGCCAAAGCAUUGGGAAAACCUCUCACUCGGAUAAAUCUGUCUGAACAAACUGACCUUACAGACUUGUUUGGAUCAGAUGUGCCGGUGGAAGGUGGUGAUGUUGGUCAGUUUACCUGGCGCGACGCUCCUUUCCUACAAGCAAUGCAGCGUGGUGACUGGGUUCUCCUGGAUGAAAUGAACCUUGCCUCCCAGUCUGUUCUUGAAGGUCUAAAUGCCUGUUUGGACCAUCGUCAAAUGGUUUACGUUGCAGAGCUUGAUCAAACAUUCAAAAGACACCCCGACUUUGUCCUCUUUGCUGCGCAGAACCCGCAUCAUCAGGGUGGUGGCAGAAAGGGACUUCCGGCCUCUUUUGUCAACCGAUUCACAGUUGUGUAUGCGGAUAGCUUCACCAACGAUGACCUGAAGAGGAUAUGCGCAAAGCUUUUCCCCGGAAGCCCUUCAGCACAAACCGACGGACUGGUAGAUUUUGUGUCGAGGUUGAACACAGCCAUUGUUCAAGAACGAAGAUUAGGAGCAGUUGGAGGCCCGUGGGAAGUCAAUCUACGAGACAUUCAAAGAUGGCUCCAACUAGCAGACCGUGGCAAUUUGCAGAUCCCGGCGAUCAAUUUCCUUGAUAUCAUCAUCUCUCAACGAUUUAGAUCUCAAGAGGAUCGACAGCUGGUCGCUCAAAUUUACAAGCAGGUCUUCAAGGAUACUCCAACAGCGGCCAAGAACUACUACCACAACCUCACGCCAGACUACAUGCAAGUUGGUUUUGGGACAAUGCGAAGGGAUCUGUUCCUCCAGCAAACCCCUGAACCCCAGAUGAGAAUACUCCCGCGAGAUCUUUCGGUUCUCGAGUCUCUCAUGCUAUGUAUUGAGCAAUCAUGGCCCAGUAUUCUGGUAGGAUCUUCUGGCUGUGGCAAAACCACUUUGAUCCGAAAGCUCGCGGCCGUAAAUGGUGCUAGCCUGGUUGAGUUGGCCCUGAGUGCCGACACCGACACAAUGGACCUGAUCGGUGGCUUUGAGCAAAUUGACCACAAGAGAGAGGUGUCGUCGCUGAUGCAAGAUAUCUCGCUGUUGCUCCGACAAUAUAUCAUUUCUGCCUACUCCUCGGGAAGCGGCUUUGACGGAGUCCCCGCCUUUCUUCAGCUCUUUGAGGCCCUACAGGAAACGGAAACUUCCCUGGACAACAUUUGCUCAUCGCUCACGACACUAUGCCGGCUUUAUCCGGAACAAUCCCUUGAAGUCCUCCUUCUCCGCGCUCAGGAUUUGUUGGAGAAGUCAAAACAGUCAGACAAAAUGAAAGUGGGCUUUGAAUGGACAGAAGGUGUCUUAACUCAGGCCGUGCAACACGGCCAUUGGGUUAUCCUUGAUAAUGCCAACCUUUGCAACCCAUCUGUUCUGGAUAGGUUGAACUCUCUUACCGAGCCCAAUGGAGCUUUGAUCCUCAAUGAGCAACGGACCGAAGAUGGAUCUGCCCGCGUUAUUAAGCCCCAUCCAAACUUCAGGCUAUUCUUGACAGUUGACCCUCGUCAUGGAGAACUUUCACGCGCCAUGAGAAACCGAUGUGUUGAGGUUUGCUUCCUGCCUCAAGAAGAUGACAACAUUGUGGGCACAUUCACGCCUUCCUAUACAUGCCAGUCUUCCCUAUAUCGUCUUCGCUCUAUCUGGAACUUCGAUUCCUCAGUCACCUCUGAAGACCUAGCGCGGAUAGCUUAUGAAGUGUGUUUGGACCACCUUUCGAUUGGAGACCUUGCGUAUCUCCAAAAGAACCUCAACUUCUUCCUGCCGUACUGUUCGAAUUCCGUGAAAGAGUUGCUCUCGUCAAUGCUUCCUCAAUACGUGUCCGCUGUGCAUGAUAAUUCGGGCUGGAAGCCUCUUAACCAUUUCAACGGCUCGAUCGCACUUGGGGGUGCUUCCUUGUCGAUUCAGGGACAAUUACAGCCUCUUCAUCCUUUGGUCAAUGAGCCACUAGCUUCGAUCUUGUGUGAUGAUGCGUCCUUCACUCCCCUCGCAAUCCUGGCCCAAUUACAAGAGUCUAAGCUGGAUUUGCAUCACUUAAGGCAGAAGCUGCAACAAGCAGACGAGUCAGGAAAGUAUUUGAAACCGAGUCAAAUGAGCCGGUUGGAGCGGUCUCUAGCUUCUGGACGCAUUCCUGCUCUCAUGAAAGAUGCAACUCAGCCAGUUGGCUCUUUCUUGUCGGAUUGUGGGCAAGCAGUGUACGACUUCAUCCAGGGUUUGGAUCAAGACAUUCUUCACGCUCCCCAAAUUCUCCCCAUCCUUCAAGCAAUUAUCAACUUCACCAUGGAUGUCUUUAGACUAACUGCAGCAAAUGAGGUCGAUGAAGGUGAGUUCCAGGUGUAUCUUCAAAUUGGUAGAGAGCUAUCUGCCUCAUUGGCAAAUUCUUGGGCCCUUUUGAAGCCAUUGGCGUUUGCUCUAUCCCAAGCGCUUGACCGAUUCCAGGAAAACUGGGCAUUGAAAACCGGGCUCAGCAUGCAGAGACUCUGGGAAUCGUGGAGGCCUGCAACAUCCGCCACGCAAAGUCAAUUGAAGUCUAUUCUGGAUCUGGAGGCUGUUGCUUCUGAGUUUACUGACAUUGCCAUCAAAACUCGUCUUGAUUUAUCGAAAUUAAGCCGAGUUCGCGACUCUCUUAUUAACGCGCAGCACUCUAUUCUCGUUGACGGCGCAGACGAGGGAGAACUUGUGCAAGGUCUCAAACAGAUGGUAGCGGAACUGGCAAAUGUCACACAAAACCGCGAGACAGCUCAGAAUCCAUACUUCCUGGAUGAGUUUGAAGCUCUUUGUCAAUACCAUGACUUAUCUUCUGUGUCUCAAAACAAGGGCGGUAAUCAGGUUAUCCAAUCUGUGCUUCCAUUACUGGCUGGCCGCCCUGCCCGGCCUCUGGAUGUUUCGAUGUUCCAGACUCCAGUUCCCAGUAUCCUCCAUAGGCUAUCACUGUUCUCAGGAUCUGGACAUUCCUCGUCAUUCGGCACUGCUAUCAAUGGCACCUUCUCUUUGGAUCUACUCAAGAAAUUGACAUUUGUCAAUCUCACGAGCUUAGGUCAAAUGGAUUCCCUAGAAGUGGAGAAGCAGACCCUAUCCAAGAGCUUGACCUUGUCUUCACAUGAGAUUGCCAUGGAUCAGUUUAGCACGCUUAGGCGAGUGCUGUCUGAACUUACUCGAGAGCUUAUUACAGUACACAAGGAGUUCUUUGAGCCGCAGUCGUUUGAGCAAUUGGUUUCUACAUUGGAAUCAAUCGCUAAACAAGGCAUUUCUCCUGGCUCCCAGUUGCUCAAGGUUCACCUGGAGAAGAACCUACCAGGUGAUCAUUACUUCAAAGCUUUUGCGGAACGAGCACUUCCAACACUUCUGGUGUCUCUGUCGACUGAUUCCGUGCAUGCAGAGGAUGCUGCAAACACCGGGGCUGCUGUGGUUCAGUUGGCUGUCAUUCUUUUGCGACUUUUCGUCCCAGACAAGCCAUUUGAUCCCUCUCUGAGCCUGGUUGUUCAAAGAGGUCGCCACUCACAGCGCACCUCUGAGCUUACAACUAAGGCACAAGCAAUCUCCUCGUUUGAACUCGGCUUCUCCGGUCAGGCUAGGAACAUACGGCACGAUAUUCUGCAGGAACAAUUGCGUGCCCUUGGCUCGGCGCCUCCCCCAUCUUCUAUCACUCGACCACAGGUCUCGGAGAUGGGCUUGCUCCAUGCAGAAUUCUCAAGUUUAGUGCGGUCUGUUCUUGAUAGACAUCCCGAAAAUAUUGUGAACGCACCGAUCGAGAAGGCAUCAGAAAGCUUGGUGGGAUUAUUGCGUGAUAACAUCCACCAGCUAAGCCAACGUCUAAGCACGAACUACAGAUCUUAUGAUGACCUGACGGUUCCUGUUGUUCGUUUCCUUCAAAUCUUGGAUCUCGGGCUUUCUCUUGCCUCCAGCAGAUUCCAAUCACCAAACGAUAUGCAGGCUGUUCAAACCAUCAGCGAAAGCACACCCUUCCUUGGAGGUCGUGCUCAUCCCAUUUCGGCUUUCGAAAGUCAAAUCACCGAUUCCAACCCCAAGCGUGCUAUCGAUUUGUGGUUCCACAAAUUAUCAUCAUUGAGAGUGGCCGCGAAUGCGGAUGCAACUGUUCUUUCUACUCAGGCGGGACGUAACGCUCUUUACAAGCUGUUUGAUCACUUCCAUGUGUUGUGGAAAGCAAAAUUGCGGGAGGAUCAGGAAGAAGAGGCACAGAGGUCGAACUUAUACCAUUACAAGGGCUCCUGGGAGGAUGGCGAGGAAGUUGACGAGAAGGAACUCAAUGAGCUGUUCCCUACUUAUGAUAACGACACAGCUGAAGAAGACGCUAAACCCACCCGCAUUGAUCCCAAGGCAAUCUCUGUUCGACUUGCCUCCCUGCACGCCAAGCUGUUCCGAGUCGAAAAUCCCGCGAGCGUUCUGACAACUUACGUCAAAGAAUCUGCUUCGUUGCUUGGUUCUAUCUGGUCUGAGAAGGAUGGUUCGACAUCAUAUGUUCAUCCUAAAGAGCAUAUCUCCGGCUUACUCCUGCUGUUGGAGGACGCCAUCAACAUCGAGACAGAUUCCGCGAACAACUACAAUUUCUAUACCGAUGCAAACAUCGGAGAAGCCAGGAAACUUGUCUCUUUGGCACUGUCCACGCAAUCUCGAUUCCUCCAGAUCCAGAAAUCUUGGCCCGACCAUGCUGUUCUCGCAGACGUUAUCAUGUGUUGCAAUGAAAUUCUCCAAUUCAAGCACGCCGAGCCUGUUGCGAAGUUCAUUACCAAGCUUGAGAAGCUGCAUGGACUGGUUCAUGAGUGGCAGCUUGUUGCAAGCAGAGAGUUCUCGGCGGUAACUGUAUACGAUGAGAUUACGGCCUUGACUAUCAGUUGGCGACGAAUUGAGUUGUCCACUUGGGCUAGGCUGUUGGAGAUCGAGAGAGAGAAAUGUGCGCAAGAUGUGGGCUCGUGGUGGUUUGUUGCCUAUGAAGCAAUCAUCGGUGCCCCCAUUCGCAUCGCGGAAUCUGGACCAGAGGAAAUGAGCAACCACAUUCUCGAGGUCAUCUCAACAUUGGAACAAUUCUUCCUUUCAACCACCUUGGGCCAGUACAGCGCACGCCUGCAACUCAUCAAGGACUUCCGGUCUCUGCUCCUGCUUUACGUUGAAGACCUUCCUUCCCUGAAGCAACUCACCUCCGCUUUGGACAACUUCAUUCAGCGUUACACGCAGUACGAGCCUGUGGUGAACAAGCUUCUGCACGAUAGAAGAGUGGCCCAUGAGAAGGAAAUUAAGGAACAAAUCCAGCUAGCCAGCUGGAAAGACACGAACAUUGUUGCUCUCCGAGACAGUGCCCGACGAUCGCACUCCAAACUGUUCAAAUUGGUCCGCAAGUAUCGGGAAAUUCUCAAUCAACCAGCUCAGCAGAUUCUGGAGCAGGACAUGCCAGAGGAUAAUGAGGAGCCCAAGCUCUCCAACCAGAGGCCGGACUUGUCUUCCGCAAGCUUCCCAGGAGCUCUUGAGGUGUGUCAAACGGUUGACAAAGCCUGGGCCAAUCGCCCGCCCAGAUUCAGGGAUCCGAACAGUACUGUGGGCAACAUGACACACAUGUACAUGUCCAUUCCCGCCGAGUUCGAUAUCGCAGGUGAACUCGAGGGCUUUGUCAAGUUCUUCAUUGAGAGUAUCCAUGAGUUCAGGACCCAAACACCCAAGGUUUUGACCGAGGAGAACAAGGAUGGAGUGCAACACCUCAAGGUCCAAAAGCGUCGCUUCUACGCGGACACUUUGCGCCGGAUCAUGGAAAUGGGUGUCAAGCGCAGUGCCAGCAUGAACUUGAUGGAAACGCAAGCAUCCGUGUCCCAAGUUCUGGCCACCAGCCCAUCAUUAGGAGGCAAUACUGUGCAGAAUGGCAUCACGAAGAGUGCCGACCUCUACUUCCAUCGAUUCUUGGAUCUACUCCCUCGUGUCCGUCAGGCAUCGCGCAAUUACUCUGAAGAUCUCAGUAACGUGGAGAUUUCAAGGAGCUCGGGAUCCAUCGAGCACUUGCUGUUCUUGAUUCGCAAGCAAAGAACCGUAAUCUCGCCCGCACUCUUUGAUCUCGAGGCCCUCCAGUCAACGCUUGUCAAGACUGCAAACAUGUGGACCCUGGGCUCAAAGUCGAUCUUCAAGCCGAAUGCCGAGUUUUCGGAACAGAAGCAGGACGUCUCAAGGGCUGUCUCGUGGUUGGUGCCUAUUCUUGGGCUAGCCGCGACAAUUGUGGAACUCCACACCAAAUUCUCUGGUAUCGACUCUCUGGCCGUCUCUAAUGGCUUGCGCUCCUGGAAAGAGACCUUUGACGGCUUGCGUAAGUCGUUCAACAGUCUUCCGGAUCUACCAAACGGUGUUACCUCUCAGGACCAUAAGGGAGUUCUCGAGGAGGCUUCAUCCUCUUUCAUCGAGCUGAAUAAUCAAAUCCUCCAGUGGACUGAAGCUCGUCCUGAUCUCUCCUUUGCCUUGUCCCAGGUAACCCCUUGGACCAACGUCAAUGUCCACUCAAUCGAGGGGGCGCAUGCUACCGAGGGAUUGGCGAUCGAGGAGUUUGACGGAGGCCUUCUUGCAGCAGUUGACAAGAUCCUCAUCGGCAUCCAGAAACUCAAGGAGGCACCAACUCUGGUCGCAUCGCCCGGGCUGCUGGCGCGAAGUGACGAAUUCUUCAGCAAGGCAGUCAAGGCCAUUCAUCUGGCCGAUAUCACUUCAUCACUGGACUCCGUCCUGGCAACGCUUCAGCAUGUUCAAGCGCGCGCAGAUUCCGGUCUUGCGUUCGCAAGCGCAUUGCUCGCCAGUCUGCUUCCCAUCAUGAACAAGUACUGUCACAUCUGCAAGGACCUUCUGGAUCGGUUCAUCACCGUCCACCGUGAAACGUGCAAGAUGUCGUAUGUGCUCGCGAAGUCCUUCAACCAGAUCGCGUCUGAAGGAUUCUGCACCCCCGCAGAGGCGUCCGGGGAAGAAAGCAAGUCCGGACAGUUGGAAAGCGGAACUGGUCUUGGUGACGGCGAAGGUGCUGAAGACAUCAGCAAAGAUGUCGGGGCCGAUGAAGACCUGUCGGAGCUCGCCCAGGAACAGAACGAAAAGCCCAACGAGGAGAUGGACAAGUCAGCGGACGCAGUGGACAUGGACCAAGAAGAUAUGCAAGGCGAGGAAGGAGAGCGCAAGGAAGACGACGAUGAAGAAAAGAACGAGAGUGGAGACGAAGAGGAAGAUGGUGAUAUUGAUGAGGAAGUAGGAAGCGUGGAUGAUCUUGAUGCUUCGGCAGUUGAUGAGAAGAUGUGGGAUGGCGCCCACGACGAGCAGCAAAAGGAGACCGAAAACGAACAAGGCAAGGGCCAGUCUGAGUCCGACGAGCAGACUGCGGCGCAGGAAGAGAAGAAGGAUGAGAAGGGAGAGGAGGGUGAGAAAAAGGAAGGCGAAGAGGAUGAGGAAGAGGAGGAGGAGGAUGAAGAAGCCCCCGAGGAAGAGGGCGAGGCCGUUGGACGUGAAGACAUGGAUGUCACAGAUCCGCAUGCCAAGGAGGAAGAGGCUCUUGACCUUCCAGAUGAGAUGCAACUUGAUGGCGAAGAGAAGGGCGAUGAAGGCCAAGAAAGUGAUGACGGCCUUGACGAUGACCUGUCGGACAUGGGCGCUGCUCCUGCAGAGGAGGAGCAGCCGAACCUUGAUGGUCAAGACGACAACCAAGAGAAUGAUGGCAUGGAGCCGGGCGAUGAAGAGCAAGAACAGGAUGAAGGCGAGGGAGAAGGAAAUGAGGACGACAACAUGGCUGAGGCUGAGGCCGAUGGCGAAGAAGAAACCGAGAAGCCCGGAGAGGAACCCGAAGAAACGCCCCAAGAUGACCUUCUCCUCCAGCGCGACGAGAACGAGAUGAAUGGAGAAGAUGUGGCACCUAGCGAGGCUGUCAAUGGCGGACUGGGCGCUGACCAGGACCAGAAUCAAGAAAAGGGCGCAUCCGGUAAUGCACAGCAAGAGAACGGCGCCGCCGACCAAUCUGCUGAGCAGCAACAACAAACCGGUGCUUCUAAAGACGGGGAAGACAGCGAGCGACACAGAGAUGCAGGAGGUGCCGACGACUCCAACCCUGAGGACCCUCAGCUGCAGGCAUUCAAGAAGCUGGGUGACAUGUUGGAAGAAUGGCAUCGCAAGCAGAAAGAGAUCAAAAACGCUUCGAACCAGGAAGACGAGGAUUCUCAGAAUCCUCUGCCUCAGGAUACCGACAUGGCAGAUGCAGAUUUCGAGCAUCUCGCGGACCAAGACGAUGUUGCCGAUACUCAAGCCCUUGGUCAAGCAAAUGAGGAUCAAGCGAAGGCCCUCGAUCAGAACAAGGGCGUUGAGUCGGACAUCAAGCCUGGUGAGAACGAGCCUUUGCCGGACUCAGAUGAACCCCAAGAGCUUCCAGGCAAUGAGUUGGAGGACGAAAUGCAGCUGGACCAGGGUACUGCGUCUGCCGAAGGACAAACCGCAGGCGCGAUGAUUCCUGACAGCUCGCGCACCCAGGAGCGCACCACUGACGCUGCCGGCCAACAAGAAGUCAACGAGGAGUUGGAUGAAGUAGACGCACAUCUCGCCGCCAUCCACCUAUCCUCCACCCUCCCUCCUCUCACUCCACGAGACGAGGCCCAAAAACUUUGGUCUCACUACGAAUCCGUCACCAACGACCUCUCCCUCUCUCUGACCGAACAACUUCGCCUGAUUCUCGCCCCAACCCUGGCCACGAAGCUGCGCGGUGACUUCCGCACGGGUAAACGCCUGAACAUCAAGCGCAUCAUUCCGUACAUCGCGUCGCAAUACAAACGCGACAAGAUCUGGAUGCGCCGAUCCAUCCCCUCCAAGCGCAACUAUCAAAUCAUGCUUGCUGUCGACGACAGCAAGUCGAUGCUGGAGAGCGGAAGUGGGCAGCUUGCUUUCGAGACGCUGGCGCUCGUGUCGAAGAGUCUCAGCAUGCUCGAGGCCGGCGAUCUCUGCGUGCUCGGAUUCGGCAGCGAAGACCACGUCCGUGUUGCGCAUGACUUCGGCAAGCCGUUCUCGUCGGAAGCCGGUAUGCAGGUCUUCCAGCACUUCAGCUACCAGCAGACCGGCACCAACGUGCGAAAAUUGAUCGCCGACUCGAUCGCCUUGUUCCGCGAAGCUCGCUGGAAGCAGUCUCCUGGAGGCGGCAAUGCCGAUCUCUGGCAGCUGGAGCUCAUUAUCUCCGAUGGUAUAUGCGAGGACCACGACACUAUUCGCCGCCUUGUGCGCCAGGCUCAGGAGGAGCGGAUCAUGAUCGUGUUCAUCAUCGUGGAUGCCGUCAAGGGCAGUUCCAUUCUGGAUCUUAGCCAGGCCAGCUUCGAAGCAGACACUGAGAGUGGAACUGGAGAGAUGAAGUUGAAGAUGAAACGGUAUCUGGAAGGAUUCCCCUUCCCUUACUAUCUGGUUGUGCGCGAUGUUAAGGAGUUACCGGCUGUUUUGGCUACGGCGUUGAAGCAGUGGUUUGCAGAGGUUGUUGAUGUUUCCUCUUAG
Messenger RNA from Aspergillus steynii IBT 23096, 14760 nucleotides. Its product is annotated as AAA family ATPase midasin. Gene Ontology annotation, biological process: ribosomal large subunit assembly; rRNA processing. The coding region runs from base 1 to 14760 and encodes 4919 amino acids. Gene Ontology annotation, molecular function: ATP binding; ATP hydrolysis activity. The transcript is spliced from 2 exons. The record is from RefSeq and is a predicted model, not a curated record. NCBI's taxonomy places the organism in Eukaryota, Fungi, Ascomycota, Eurotiomycetes, Eurotiales, Aspergillaceae. Gene Ontology annotation, cellular component: nucleus; preribosome, large subunit precursor.